AUGGAAUCCGGCAAGAAGUUGGAAGGCUGCGGUUGUAACAAGUCGGCGAAUAAAAGUGCAAACGCCCAAUCCAAACCCGAUGGCCCUCCGCCGAAAACGGGAUGUUCCACGCAACCCUGUUGCCCUUGCCCGUGUCCCGCCGAGGAAUGCAAAGUCACCCUGAAGACGGUCCGGGACUUGGUCGAGGCCGAAAACAAAGACGUCGAGCUGUCGGAACUGUUGAGCGGCAUCACCAUAUUGGACGAGAACAGGCCGAAAAAGAAAAUACUCAGCAUGUACGACGCUCAAGCGAAAAUCAACCGUGUCGAAACCGAACACAGUGUAGAUCCCGAAUACAUAGCGUUCAUAAUGAAGACAAUCGAAGACGGGUUCAACAUGAAAACCGACCCGAUCGAAAUGUAUGAGCAUUUGUUUUCAAAAGGCAACGAGGACGCGCCCCUCGUGGCCUUGGGUCCAACCGCAGACAUUUCAAACGAAGAUCUCGUAGUGCCACUGUCGGCUCCGGCGGUUGUGGACGCAAAGGAUCCGGAUUACGAAAAGGGUGCACGGUUCAGCAGAAUCAUACCCAAGCUCAAUAUAGCCGUGGCGGAGGCGUCGGAAAUUGAAAAAGUAGACGAUAUCCAAGUGUUGAUAGGAGGAAGUGCACAGGACGAGAAAAAAACCGAUUCGGCCGCCGACGCGGAAGAGGAGACCCGCAACUUGAAACUGGAAACUAGGAGUCCCAUACAGUCGGCCGCCGUGUUAAGAGGGUCCGUGCCUCCCACUUGGUUCCCCGGAUAUAACGUCGCUCUGCCCAACACUGGCCAUCCAGCACUGGAAAGUGAUCCGGAAGCCGUUUUGGAACAAGCCUGGUUUCACAGCCAACCUUUGGCGCUGCAGUUGGAAGACAAAGGGGCGAAACUCAUUGGAUCCUAA
Molecule: messenger RNA, 915 nt
Organism: Adelges cooleyi (spruce gall adelgid)
Lineage: Eukaryota; Metazoa; Arthropoda; Insecta; Hemiptera; Adelgidae
Exons: 4
Coding region: 1-915 (304 amino acids)
Source: RefSeq, a predicted model, not a curated record